AUGAAAAUAUCUACCCUACUAUUAACCGGUGCCUCCUGUGCCAACGCCUUUGUUUUGCCUGAAAAGGGAUUUAACUUGCUUGAUCUUGCCGGUGAUUCGCGCCGCAGUGAGGUUAAACAAUACACAGAUUCUUCGAGGCCAAACUUGAGAGGGGAUUCUUCAUCUAGUAAGCCCCUAAUCAGUUCUCAUAAGUUACAAAGUAUGAUUAACGUAGAAGAAUUAAAUGAGACCGCUCAAUUGCUCUACAAACUUGCAGAAGAAUCGGUACCUCUCUAUGGUCAUCCUACUCGUGUCGUUGGGUCUCCAGGCCAUUGGGCAACACUAGAUUACAUUCAGAAGGAGUUUGAUGAACUAGACGAGUACUACGACGUCAGCGUUCAAUAUUUUAGUUCGUUGAUCUCUCAAAUUAAUUCAUACAACUUAACUUACACGAAUGGUGAUGAGGUGCCAUCCGCCGUGCCAUUUUCCUUUUCUCCUCCAGUGAAGACUUUCAGAGGUAAAUUGCUUCAAAUUCCAAACUACGGUUGUGAGGAGAAAGACUAUGCUGAUCUCGAUGUAAGCGCCGAGCAAAUCGCUUUGAUUGAAAGAGGUGCCUGUUCUUUCUUGACCAAGAGUGACUUGGCUGGUAGAUUUGGCUUCAAGGCUGUCAUCAUGUAUGACAAUAACCCAGCAGUCCGCGAAGGAUUGAAAGGUAGCUUAGGCAGACCAACAGAGGAUACUCUUCCAGUUAUUGGUGUUUCACACGAGGUCGGUUGCCUGUUGAUCCAAGCCAUUGAGAAGUAUGGUGAUUACCCAGUAUUUUUCGGAAUGAAUUCCAUCAUUAGAGACAUUGUCACCAAAAAUGUGAUUGCUGACACUAAGAGUGGUGACCCAGACAACAUUGUUGCAUUGGGUGCACACAGUGAUUCUGUUGCUGAUGGACCUGGUAUUAACGAUGAUGGUUCUGGUACCAUUUCAUUGUUAACUAUUGCAAAGCACUUGAGCAAAUUUAGAUUGAACAACAAAGUUCGUUUUGCUUGGUGGUCAGCUGAAGAAUACGGUUUACUAGGAUCUAACUUCUACACUGACAACUUAACCCCAGAAGAAAACCUAAAGAUUAGAUUAUUCAUGGACUACGAUAUGCUUGCCUCCCCCAACUUCGAGUACGAAGUUUACGACGGUAACAACGAAGAAAACCCAGAAGGUUCAGAAGAACUCAAACAAUUCUUUAUUGAUUACUACAACAAGCAUAACUUGAAAUACAGUUUGAUUCCAUUUGACGGCAGAUCAGACUACGUCGGUUUCAUCCAAAAUGGUAUUCCAGCUGGUGGUGUCGCUACUGGUGCUGAAGCUAUUAACCCUGCUAACGGCGAAGCUUUCGACAAAUGUUACCACCAACUAUGUGACGACACUUCGAACUUGAACUUCGAAGCAUGGUUAGUUAACACUAAGUUGAUUGCUCAUGCCGUUGCUACUUAUGCACACUCAUUGAAGGGCUUCCCUGAAAGAAGCUCGAAUUCUAGUCUACAUGUGGCUUCUGCUCGCCAUGUUGCAAAAUUCCCUUACAGAGGUAACCACCUAAUUAUGUAA
Eremothecium sinecaudum is the source of this 1569-nucleotide messenger RNA. It is a transcript of the gene APE3, whose product is annotated as aminopeptidase Y. Gene Ontology annotation, molecular function: metalloexopeptidase activity; aminopeptidase activity. NCBI's taxonomy places the organism in Eukaryota, Fungi, Ascomycota, Saccharomycetes, Saccharomycetales, Saccharomycetaceae. Bases 1 to 1569 code for a protein of 522 amino acids. The record is from RefSeq and is a predicted model, not a curated record. Gene Ontology annotation, biological process: proteolysis. The transcript has a single exon.